CGCCCCCGGAUGUGACGCCAGCGCAACCGGAAGCGCCGUCGGGAGCCGUAAACAACCGCCGGGCUUCCAUCUUUGCUGAGCCCCGCGCGGACCAUGGGCGGCGUCCUGGGCCUCUGCUCCCUGGCGAGCUGGAUACCAUGCUUGUGUGGAAGUGCCCCAUGCCUGCUCUGCCGAUGCUGCCCCAGCGGAAACAACUCCACCAUCACUCGGCUGAUUUAUGCAUUCUUUUUACUCCUUGGUGUGAGUGUUGCUUGUGUGAUGUUAAUACCAGGCAUGGAAGAGCAGCUGAAAAAGAUUCCUGGAUUUUGUGAUGGAGGGAUGGGAACAACUAUUCCUGGUGUGCAUGGCCACGUGAAUUGUGAUGUACUAGUUGGUUACAAAGCAGUGUACCGUGUGUGCUUUGGUAUGGCCAUGUUCUUCCUUCUCUUCUCCUUAUUGAUGAUCAAAGUGAAAAGCAGCAAUGACCCAAGAGCAGCAGUGCACAAUGGAUUCUGGUUCUUUAAAUUUGCAACAGCACUUGCUAUUAGUGUUGGAGCUUUCUUCAUACCAGAGGGACCAUUUACAACUGUGUGGUUUUAUGUAGGUAUGGCUGGAGCAUUCUGCUUUAUUCUUAUUCAGCUGGUGUUGCUUAUUGACUUUGCCCACUCCUGGAAUGAAUCUUGGGUUGAAAAAAUGGAGGAAGGAAACUCAAGGUGCUGGUAUGCAGCUCUGCUGUCAGCUACGGCUGUCAAUUAUCUGCUGUCUCUGGUAGCCAUUGUCUUGUUUUAUGUUUAUUACACUCAUCCAGAAGGUUGUUCUGAAAACAAGACAUUUAUCAGUGUCAAUAUGCUGCUGUGUAUUGGUGCGUCUAUAAUGUCAAUUCUGCCAAGGAUUCAGGAAUCUCAGCCGAGAUCUGGUUUGCUGCAGUCUUCUGUGAUCACAGUUUAUACGAUGUAUUUGACUUGGUCAGCUAUGACCAAUGAACCAGACAGGCGCUGUAACCCAAGUCUGCUGAGCAUCAUUGGUUACAACAGCACCAUUGUUCCAGUCCAAGGUCAGGUAGUUCAGUGGUGGGAUGCGCAAGGAAUUGUAGGACUGAUUUUGUUUUUGCUGUGUGUUCUCUAUUCAAGCAUUCGAACAUCCAACAACAGCCAAGUUAACAAGCUGAUGCUGACCAGUGAUGAAUCAACACUGAUAGAGGAUGGAAUGCCCAGGAGUGACGGCUCCCUUGAUGAUGGAGAUGAUGUUCACCGAGCCAUAGAUAAUGAGCGGGAUGGAGUUACUUACAGUUACUCCUUCUUUCAUUUCAUGCUUUUCCUGGCAUCACUGUAUAUCAUGAUGACGCUUACCAACUGGUACAGUCCGGAUUCUUCUUAUGAGACAAUGACCAGCAAAUGGCCGUCUGUCUGGGUGAAGAUAUCUUCCAGCUGGAUUGGCAUCGUGCUGUACGUGUGGACUCUGGUUGCUCCGCUGGUUCUUACAAACCGUGACUUUGACUAAGCAGUGCUGCUCUCUAGGGAGAUUGUGUUAGCUUCACUGUUUCUUUGAAGCAAACAGUAUUCCAGAUAAUAGUGCAGUUGUAAAUACGUGUGUGUGUGCGCGUGUGUGUGUGCGCACGUGCUAUCCAUGUAGUAUACCCUGCUUUAUUCUGCAUGAUUACAUUGAAUCAUGUCUUUUGUCAUUUCACUUAAAUGACUUUUUCUAGCUGAGCUCAGUGACAAUUGCUAGAAUGAUGAUUUUCAUAGGAUUACUCCUAGAUUGAGUGCUUCAGGAGCAGUAGAUAUCAACACCUUUUGAAAGUAGGUUUAUCCCCUCAGUUGCUUUAAAAAGUUGUAGAGGAAAAAAGUGCAAGUGUUAGUUAGGGUAACAAGACAGUAUUAGGUCAGGCUUUGCAAGCAGAGGAGGGGCUGCCUUUGAUAAUCCCUGUUGCCUUGAUUCUGAAGCCAGUCUUGAGUAAGUAUUGUUAGACUCAAAAUAGUGCAUGCUUGGAGUUUAUUGGACAUCUUGCCACACUUUGGUACUGACAGCCUGACCUUUUCCCCUGCUGUGGGUGGUAAUACCUUUAGUAUGGAUGUUAAAUGCAGAAGCUUGUACCUAACGCUGUGGAGGAGCUGAUGUCUGUCUUGGUGCUGUUGGGUCUGAUGGGUCCUGUUGCAAACAGGGGGACGGACACUCUGGGGAAAAACAUGUUGGUAUCGGACGCUAAGAAGCAUGUUUUAAGGCACCUGUUUAUAAUGUGCAUCUGUGUACUAUUUUUUAAAAGUAGUUUAAAUGGGUUAGCUGUGCUGUAAUUUAUUGCUGUUUUGUGUGCCACUUUCUUUCUUGGCUGAGCUACAAUCACAGAGGUUGAAAGGAGCCAAGUGAUGAAAACUGUAAGCCCUUUAGUGGAAUUACUUUAGCAUUGUGGAUAAAAAGAAAUGGAGGAAAAGGAGCACUGAAAUCACAGUAAGUAAAGGAGGCUUGCAUUAACUAAGGCUUCAACAAAAGUGUUUCUUAAUGUAUUGGGGGCUCUAAAUUUUGAAAUAUUCUAAUGUAUUGGGUAUUUUUCUCAUUGUCCAUUGCUAGAGAUGGACUGGAGCAUAGAAAGUAUAAAUCUAGGCAUAAGGCAAGGUAUUAGGCCGUUUGAUUAAAGUACUGUAUAGUUCCUGCGCACUUAUGAAAUCUUAAAUGCUUUUGUGCUUGCUGCUUUGACCGAAGUAGGUAAGCUGCAUUAUUUAUAUCUGCUAAUUGCUAGAGCUUGAGACCAGAGCAGCCUGACUGGGAGUGACCAGAGAGCCUUCAGCAGACAUCGUGCUGAUCUGUUAUCGUGGUGUUUGUACUGUUACUUCCUGUUGCUAAUUAUUCUCUUAAGCUUUUAUUUUAAUUCUGCACCUAAACACUGACAUUUACUGCAGAAGUCUGACAUCUUGGUCAAAUUUGUGAUGGUAGUGGAAGGACCCAGUAAAGGCUUGUAAUAAUUUGGAAUAUGUUGUUACCUUAUUAAUAAAUAAAUUUGGAUGAAGAUG
Messenger RNA from Cuculus canorus (common cuckoo), 2984 nucleotides. It is a transcript of the gene SERINC1, whose product is annotated as serine incorporator 1. Lineage: Eukaryota; Metazoa; Chordata; Aves; Cuculiformes; Cuculidae. The record is from RefSeq and is a predicted model, not a curated record. Bases 94 to 1479 code for a protein of 461 amino acids. The transcript is spliced from 10 exons. Gene Ontology annotation, cellular component: membrane.